CCGUCUACUUACAACCGACCAAAGUUCUAUAAACAUCAACAUGAGUCAGCAAAAUGGCAAUGAAGGUGAUUUUGUUAAUAUAAAAAAAAGUUCUGAAAUUUCUUUCAUCGCUACACCUGAAAAAGAUCCUAAUUGGUUUUCCAUCGAGCUGAGCGAUAAAACGAACCCAUCAAAGCCUUUUUUAACUAUCAAGGUCUGCUAUAAUCAAGACGGAUACAAGAAUACAGUGAUUUUAACCAGCUCGUCAGGCUCUCCGACAUUCAUUGGUGACAAUUUUCUUUUUGGGAAAAACCAAUUUACAUUGAAAAUCACAUUUGACAAUCUAAGCUACUUCAUCAAAGUGGACGAAAGACCGCUGGGAAAGAUUGCACUAAACAACGUAGACGUGGAAAAAAUCACCCACUACAAAGUGAUGGGAAACGUGACAGGUAUCAAAACCAACGUGAAUGAGCAGCCACAUAUUAGUGCCAAAUGAUGAUUGCAAUGAGCAUUCAGAGGCUGUGACAUCGUCUGUAAUUGUUUACCCCAACUACAAUACAUUUUUUUUUUAGAAAAUAAUGAAAUAGUAAAGAAGUACAUACUUCCUAAUUUUG
Physella acuta is the source of this 593-nucleotide messenger RNA. RefSeq lists its product as uncharacterized. NCBI's taxonomy places the organism in Eukaryota, Metazoa, Mollusca, Gastropoda, Physidae. The record is from RefSeq and is a predicted model, not a curated record.